AGCAAGAACUUAUGGAUAAACCAAUCACCAAAAAAAUUUCCCCAAAAAAAUAAAAAUUCAGAAUGCUUCUCAACGGUGGCGCAAGAUGCUCAAUGAAAUGCCCGAGAGACCACCACGAAGCUCACCUCCUCCGAAGAAAAGCCGUCUCAAUUGCAGCCGCCACCGCGGCGCUGGUGUUGUCUGCAGGUGCCAUAGUAGUGGCGGCGCCAGCAGAUGAAACGCUUUCCAACGUGCCGCAGACGUUGUCAAGCGUCUGCGGCCCCGAUCAAAAGGAUUGCAGGAAAAGAUAUAAAAUACAAAAGCCCAACUCGAAGAAAGCGGAGGCUUGCACGAAUAAGUGCACCUCCACUUGCAUUCGAGGCGGUUUCGGGUCCCCCGGAGAAGGCCCCUUAAAUAUCCGGAGACCACUGGUUGUUUUUAAGGAUGGUUUUCGAAGUCGAAAAUAUUGUUUGUCCGAAUGCUCUGACAUUUGUAACUUGAUUGGAGAUGGAGAUGAUGGCCCUUGAUUCAUUCAUUUUCUUUUAUUUUUAAGAGUACAAUUAUUCAAAAUUAGAUUAAUCAGUGUUUUGUUUUUUAUCCAUGUAAAUCCAGAUAUGUAACUAAUAGACCUCAUAAUUGAGCUUAUGUAUCCAAAGAUAUCAUGCACAAGAAUUUUCUAAA
This is a messenger RNA of Salvia splendens (bonfire salvia), 660 nucleotides long. RefSeq lists its product as uncharacterized. Lineage: Eukaryota; Viridiplantae; Streptophyta; Magnoliopsida; Lamiales; Lamiaceae. Bases 63 to 506 code for a protein of 147 amino acids. The transcript has 3 exons. The record is from RefSeq and is a predicted model, not a curated record.